GAGGGAGAGAGAGACAGACGAGGAGGGGGAUGGGACACGUCUUUGUAUAGCAGAACGAGGCUUGUGCAGAAACAGACCCAUAGAGAUACCCAAUAUCUGUGCCACUGGCAGCCGCACACACACUUGUACCCACAGCAUCUCUGACACAGAGAGAGAGAGGCUGAGAUUCCCAAAAACAGGGUGACCCACCCAAGGGUGCCACAGGCACAGAGACACUGGUCCUCCCUGCUCCAUCAGCAUCACUCAGCACCCCGGGAGAAGGAACAUGGGUGCAUCGGAGAGAUUAAAGACCAGCCUUCUGCAUGUCAGCUGUCUCCUUCUGUUGGGUGCACAGUGUCUUUCAGCAUGGCGACCUCAGCUGGCUUUAUUCUGUGGCCGAGUUCCACUUCAUAUGAAUCUGGCCAAUGGCCAGUGGGUGUCGGACCCCCAAGGAAUUCCCAGCUGUAUUGGGAGCAGCAAAGAUGAGAUUCUCAAAUACUGCCGAGAGAUUUACCCUGAGCUACAAAUCACAGGAGUCGCAGAAGCCGCUCAACCGGUGACAGUGACAAACUGGUGUCAGAGCCAGAGGUCAGAGUGCAAAGGUCACCAGCAUAUAGUGGUUCCGUAUCACUGCCUGGUGGGCGAGUUCAUCAGCGACGCCCUCCUGGUACCGGACAAAUGCCGAUUCCUUCACCGCGAGCAGAUGGAUGUGUGUGAGAGUUAUCAGCACUGGCACGAGACUGCCCGAACGGCAUGUGCCGCCGAGGAGCUGGAUCUGCACAGUUAUGGAAUGCUGCUCCCAUGCCGUCUUGACCGUUUCCGAGGGGUGGAAUAUGUAUGUUGCCCCACCCGCAACCCCCCGCAGGUGGAACCUACCCAAGGUCUCCCCAGCACCACACCUGAAACAGAGGAACCAGAGAGAGAGGAUGAAGUGGAGAUUGAAGAGGACAAUGUGGAAGUGGUGGAGGAAGGUGAAGAAGACAUUGCUGGGGAGGAGACUGACCAACACACUCCCGCCAUAUGGGAUGACUAUUUUGUUGGACCUGGAGAUGAAGAGGAGACUACGAGUGCUGCCCCCACUCUACCCCCUGAGGUUAAAGUCUCCCGCCCCACGGACGGAGUCGAUAUCUACUUUGAGUCACCUCGGGAGGGAUCAGAACACGCCAAUUUCCUCCGAGCCAAAAUGGAGCUGGAAGAACGUCGCAUGAAGCAAAUUAAUGAGGUGAUGAAGGAAUGGGCUGAGGCAGAUUAUCAAGCAAAAAAUCUUCCCAAAUCUGAUCGGCAGGCAAUAAAUGAGCACUUCCAGACCAUCCUGCAGACCCUGGAGGGCCAAAUCUCUGCUCAGCGGCAGCGCCUGGUUGAGACCCAUCUGGGCCGUGUUGUUGCCUCUCUUAAUGAUAACCGCCGGGGGGCUCUGGAGAACUACUUGGCCAGCGUUCAGGCUACACCCCUAGAUCCGGAGCGAGUUCUGCUGGCGCUGAAGCGAUACAUCCGGGCCGAGCAGCGAGACCAGCGACACACGGUCAGACACUACCAACAUGUGAGCAGCGCCGAGCCCGACCGAGCAGAGACCAUUCAGUUCCAGGUUCUCACACACCUGCGGGUCAUUGAGGAACGAGUGAACCAAUCUUUGUCUCUUCUGUACCGCAACCCCCAACUGACUCCUGAGCUCCGGGAUCAGAUCGAGAGUUGGCUGCGCACAGAGUGGGUGGGGGCAGGAGACCUCCUCAGUUCGACGCAGAAGAAGAUGAAUGAGGACAGUGACUACCCUGAGAUUCGAGUGCCCCCCCAGAACUCGGCAGAGACGUCUCAGGGUGAGGAUUCGCAGCAGAUCGAGAGGAAAGGCUCUGCAGUUUGGGAUCUCUACUCGGAUUUCCCCCCCAGUGAGCGCACACUCACUUUCCCCGGGCCAAAGGAUAACGGAUCUGUGAAGCAAGUUCACUACCAGUCUGAGGACAUUCAGCGAGACCAGUUGGAGCCAGAUACGCUGGUCACUUUUAACCGCGGCGCAUUGAUUGGUCUGCUGGUGGUGGCAGUGGGCGUGGCUAUGGUGAUCAUCAUUAGCCUUCUCCUGAUACGACGCAAGCCCUACGGCACCAUAAGCCACGGAAUCAUAGAGGUGGAAGCUUCCAGGAGCCCCGAGGACAAGCACUUAAGUAAGAUGCAGAACCAGGGCUAUGAGAACCCAACCUACAGAUACCUGGAAGAGAAUAACUGAGCAUGAGCGUGGGGGUGGUCUGGCUUAUACUAUUUGGGGCACAGGGGUGGGACUUUGC
Xenopus laevis (African clawed frog) is the source of this 2255-nucleotide messenger RNA. RefSeq names its product amyloid beta precursor like protein 1 S homeolog (gene aplp1.S). Gene Ontology annotation, biological process: axonogenesis; central nervous system development. Gene Ontology annotation, cellular component: Golgi apparatus; plasma membrane; membrane. Lineage: Eukaryota; Metazoa; Chordata; Amphibia; Anura; Pipidae. Gene Ontology annotation, molecular function: alpha-2A adrenergic receptor binding; alpha-2B adrenergic receptor binding; alpha-2C adrenergic receptor binding. The transcript is spliced from 17 exons. The record is from RefSeq and is a predicted model, not a curated record. The coding region runs from base 266 to 2197 and encodes 643 amino acids.